GAUGCGGCGCAAACUAGUCGGCUAUGAUACCACACGUCAAAUAUAAUGUUUUCCAACAAGAGCUACAGUCCAUCGAAAGAUAUGUCUUACAAAGCUAGGGCUAGCUAUAACUCCUCGGAAGUCCACGAAGGAUAUACAGAUCAGCAACAGCAGCAGUACCUCAAACACUUGAAACAGCUCAAGAAUGAAUUCGAUCAACGCUGGCGUUCAAAACCGCCCUUUAGUAUGACAUUUGAUGAACUCGAUAGAGUCCGGACACUAGGCACAGGCGCAUUUGGAAGGGUCGUCCUCCUAAGACAUUCUAAAUCUGGAAAGUUCUACGCAAUGAAGAUACUUGAAAAAGAAAAAAUAGUCAAGCUGAAGCAAGUCGAUCAUACGCUGUUCGAAAAGAGAAUACUCGAAGCAAUAAGGUUCCCUUUCACUGUAUCAAUGGAAUUUAGUUUUAAAGAUAAUAGUUACAUUUAUUUCGUGAUGCCAUUCGUGUCUGGAGGUGAAAUGUUUACUCAUUUACGAAAGAUGGUGAAAUUCGAUGAACCUCUAGCGAAAUUUUACGCAAGUCAAGUGAUUUUGGCGCUCGAGUACCUACACUUCUGCAACGUGGUUUAUCGAGAUUUGAAGCCGGAAAAUAUUUUGAUCGAUAAAACCGGAUAUUUGAAAAUCACAGAUUUCGGUUUUGGUAAAAUUCUUCAAGGUAGAACAUGGACUUUGUGCGGUACGCCAGAAUAUUUAGCACCGGAACUAAUAUUGAGUAAGGGUUAUGGUUUUUCUGUAGACUGGUGGUCGUUUGGCGUCCUGCUCUAUGAAAUGAACGCAGGGUACCCGCCGUUUUACGCGAACGAGCCAAUGAAGACGUAUGAAAAAAUAGUCGCAGGGAAAUAUCGAUGUCCUACGAGUUUUAACCCUGAUCUACGUGACCUGGUGCGAAAUACACUUCAAGUGGACAUUACCAAGCGUUUCGGGGUUAUGAAGGAUGGUGUAAUGGAUUUCAAAAACCACAAAUGGUUUAGAGGGAUAGAUUGGGAUGCUAUAGUAAACUGCAGAUAUCCUGCACCAUUCAUUCCUAAAUACAAAUCUCCGGGAGACGCCACAAACUUUGAACGUUACGAAGAAGAGACUCUGCAACCAGCUUCGUACUGUCGUUUUGAGUCUGAAUUUAUGGAUUUUUAAUGGUACCAUGACUUGUUGUAGACCUAGUUUCCUAAAAAGUUUUAAAAUUAUGUUAAGGAUUCUAGACAUUGGUGUUACCUAAAAUUACAUAAGACAUUUAUGAAUAAAGAUUAUA
This is a messenger RNA of Papilio polytes (common Mormon), 1282 nucleotides long. Its product is annotated as cAMP-dependent protein kinase catalytic subunit alpha-like. The coding region runs from base 46 to 1167 and encodes 373 amino acids. Gene Ontology annotation, biological process: peptidyl-serine phosphorylation. The transcript has a single exon. Gene Ontology annotation, cellular component: nucleus; cAMP-dependent protein kinase complex. The record is from RefSeq and is a predicted model, not a curated record. NCBI's taxonomy places the organism in Eukaryota, Metazoa, Arthropoda, Insecta, Lepidoptera, Papilionidae. Gene Ontology annotation, molecular function: ATP binding; cAMP-dependent protein kinase activity.